GAAAGAAACUUACUUCCGUUCUAAUGUGAGUGCCAUGCGUAUAUGGUGUAUAUUUGGCGGGAACAGAGCAGAAGCUGAACGCAAACUGUAUAACGCUACUCCAAUUUUCAUAUUGUUAAAUUAUUUAAUACGCCAGAUUAAUCGUUAGAUUCACAGGAAUACAUAGAAAGCCAUGGAUGAUUCAGGUAGCUCGGAUUUCUCGAUACACAAUGCAAACCCCCAGGAUUUUACUUUGGAAGAUACGUUGGGAGUAUUGACGGAUUUGAAAUCGGAACGAGAUCAAGAACUAGAACAAUUGUACGAUGUACAAAUAAAUAACAAGUUUUUCUGUUCGAUCGAUGCAUCGAGAAUCUCAGAAAGACACCAUCAAUACGUAUCGAGUUUCUUAAAACAGAUAUCCAAUGAUAAACCUGACGAUUAUCCCAUACCACGUACUCUGGAUAUGUUUUCAACCACUGUUGCAGUGUUGACUGAAGAAGUUCAAAAUGCGCAAGAGCAAGUUGAAAUUCUCACUGAGGACCUUGAACGUACAGAGAAAGAAAUCAGCCGAUUGAAGGAAAAGAAGCAGGGUAUUGAAAAAAUGAAAGAAUCCUGUUUAGCAGCCAAUAACAUCAUAGCCAGUAAAACUUGGGCAGAAGAACUUCGUAUAACACAUGAGAUAUUUAAGGAAGUUAAACAAGAAACGCAAAGAGUCGUAUCAGAGAUCUUUCCAGAUAACGACCAUGUGAAGAAUUUUUUAGCAGAAUUGUGUUCCGCGUAUUUCUCCAGCGGUGACGACAUAUAUGUAGAUUUAUUACCCGAAGUUACAGAUGCUGCCAAUUUUCUACUUGAAGCAGAUUUAAUUGUACGUCAUCGAUAUGAUGAAAAUAAAGUUAGACUUGUUGAUCUGUAUGUGAUCUCAAAUUAUUUUCACCUUCCUUUAACCCCCUAAUACAUAUAAAGCAACGACAAC
Messenger RNA from Diprion similis, 952 nucleotides. RefSeq lists its product as uncharacterized. The transcript is spliced from 5 exons. NCBI's taxonomy places the organism in Eukaryota, Metazoa, Arthropoda, Insecta, Hymenoptera, Diprionidae. The record is from RefSeq and is a predicted model, not a curated record. The coding region runs from base 173 to 931 and encodes 252 amino acids.